AUGAGAAUUGCAAAAUUGCCAUGGCUUUGUCAUGAAGAGCAGAAAAAAAAGUUCGAAAUAUAUUCGCUAACCGUUAAUUCUGAUGGUUCUCGUUUGGCAUCAGGCGGUUUGGAUGGUCAUGUUAAAAUAUGGUCCACUGACACAAUCAAUAAGUUUCGUGACAUUGACCAAAAUUCCGACGAUUUACCAGAUAAAUCUAUUUGCAGGCCAUCCUUUAGCGUGGCUAGGCAUACAGGGGCAGUAACGACCGUGAAGUUCUCUCCUUCUGGAAGGUUUUUGGCCAGUGGAUCUGAUGAUCGAGUGGUUCUAAUUUGGGAAAAAGAUGAAGACCGCCCAAUCUCAACUUUUGGAGGAGCUGAUGAACUUGAACAUUGGACGGUGCGUAAAAGAUUAGUGGCUCAUGAUAAUGAUGUACAAGACAUUGCAUGGGCUCCUGACUCGAGUAUCUUGGUCACAGUAGGGCUUGACCGUUCAAUUAUCGUGUGGAAUGGCUCGACUUUUGAACGGAUUAAAAGAUUCGAUAUUCACAACUCUCAUGUCAAGGGUGUGGUGUUUGAUCCUGCCAAUAAAUAUUUUGCCACCGCAUCAGAUGAUAGAUCUGUGAUAGUGUUCAGAUAUCAUAAAGGAACAGCGUCCAACGAAAUGACAUUUACCAUUGAAGCGCAAAUUACAAAACCUUUCAAAGGGUCUCCGUUGACAAGUUACUUUAGAAGACUUUCAUGGUCUCCUGAUGGUCAGCAUAUUGCAGUUCCUAAUGCUACCAAUGGCCCAGUGACUUCUGUGGCAAUAGUAAAUCGUGGGGAUUGGAAUAGCGAAGUUAGUUUGAUUGGUCAUAGCGCUCCCUGUGAAGUUACGAGUUUUUCCCCAAGAUUAUAUAAAUUACCAAAUAAUUCGACUAGUAAUGAAAACAAGCUGAAUUUGAAAAAGAACGAAAAGUUAUGUUCUGUGGUAGCUACUGCUGGCCAAGAUAAAGUUCUCGCUAUUUGGGAGACCUCUGCUAAUACACCGAUCUUAGUGGCAAAUGAUAUCUGCACCAAAACAAUAAGUGACUUGGUGUGGACCCCUGAUGGCAGAACAUUGUUUAUAAGUUCAUUAGAUGGAACAAUCACUUCCCUAUUUUUUGAUGCUGAUGAAUUGGGUAUUGAAAUUCCAACAGAGGAAAAUGAUUCAUACCUUUAUCGAUAUGGUGGUGACAGAGAAACGAUAAUCUUUCCGGAAAGUGUUGAUCAAUUAAAGUUGGAGGAACGAGCUGGAGUAACCAAGAAGUCACAAUUAGAGAAUAAAAUGGAAUCAUUGAUGCAAAAUCGUGAAGAGAAUGAACCGCAGAAGAUAGCCCCGAUCGUUGCUAGUAAAUCGAUCCAACCUGAGCCUUCUAAAAUAACGAAACCAGUAACCAUUCUCAAACCGAAGAAGAAGUUUAAGCAAGUAGUACAAAUAACGAAAAGUGGUAAGAAAAGGAUUGCCCCAACUUUAAUGACAACCAGUGCACCAAUGUCAACAACAAAAACUCUUGUUUCCCAAAGCACGAGUUCCAAGCUCUCAAAACAAAUUAACGAUGCUAAGAAAAACUUACUUUCGACGGGAUUUUAUAAAAUUCCUAGAAAUGGCGUUGCAACGUUGGUUAGUGGUGUAAGGGACAGAAAUAUAGAAAUCCAUGAUACUGAAAGGAGUACUGAUGGUAACAAUGGGGUUACAGGUGGUAAUGACACAAAUACUGCUAGUAACAUUAGUGGCUCAGGGAUCAUUAAUGCUGACAAGAUCAAAAUUUCUCGUUCUGGUAAGAGUGCUGAAGCAAAGAAGUCAAAAAAAAUGACGGGAAAAGAGAGAAGAGAAAUUGAUUAUCCUUCUUUCUUGAACAACAUGAUCAAUGGUUCUAUUCAGGAAAUGGCGUCUAUAAAUCAUGAAUCGAAUAAUCCCCGAAACCACAGCACUCUUGUGGUUUUAUCGGGGAUUUAUAAUUAUACGGGGGAUUCUGAAUCAAAAUUUACCCUUCAUAUUCAAAACAAUUACGAGUUUGAUGAUACAGAUGAUGUGAGCAACGACUUUGAGAAUUUGCCUACCAGAAUUGUUUGUACUAGUGAUAGAAAGCACAAAAUGUUUGAAAAUUUUUUGCCUUUCCCAGUUGUUAAUUCUCUUGGGAUUGAAGAAUGCCGUAUGUGGGUGCUAACUACAGAAAAUGGAUCGAUUUUCUUCCUUUCGUUUUAUGGGAGAAUGGCGUACCCGAGAAUUGACCUUGGAUCUAACGUUUGUGUGCUUCGGAAUUACAAGAAUUAUUUGUUAUGCAUUACUGCCAAUGGUUUGAUGUACAUGUGGAAUCUUGAAACGUUCACCAAAAUCUGCGACAAAGUAUCUUUAGCCCCUAUUAUCAACAAGACAAGAACUUGUAUUGAUAAAAAACCAACUGAUGACCAGGGCGAUGAAUUUAAUUUCAACAGAAGUGUGGUUACUUGCGAAUUGAACGCAAAGGGGACUCCAAUAAUAUUGACAACUGACGGGAAAAAGAUUGGUUGGUCUAAAAAGAUGUGGUGCUGGAUGGACUUGGAGGAAUUUGGCAUAGAUGAAUUGGGUGAAGCAUCUAUAUGA
Messenger RNA from Saccharomycopsis crataegensis, 2583 nucleotides. RefSeq names its product Hir1p (gene HIR1). Gene Ontology annotation, molecular function: protein binding; nucleosome binding. The coding region runs from base 1 to 2583 and encodes 860 amino acids. The transcript has 3 exons. Gene Ontology annotation, biological process: DNA-templated transcription; chromatin remodeling; regulation of DNA-templated transcription. NCBI's taxonomy places the organism in Eukaryota, Fungi, Ascomycota, Saccharomycetes, Ascoideales, Saccharomycopsidaceae. The record is from RefSeq and is a predicted model, not a curated record. Gene Ontology annotation, cellular component: HIR complex; chromatin; nucleus.